AUGGAGACAGAGACGAAAGUUUCUCUCACGGAGCACAAAAUCAAGAGCAGAAUAUUACGAAUCUCUGUGACUGAUCCUUACGCUACAGAUUCCUCAAGCGACGAAGAAGAAGAAGAUUUUGCCGAAAUCUCCAGGAAACGACGUCGUGUCAAGAAAUACGUGAACGAAGUGGUUCUAGAGUCGACGAUGGUUUCUGAUAAAGACAGGCCGAUGAAGAAGAAGAGACGAAAGACGGCGACUGAGCGAAAGGAGGCUACUGCUGUUGCUGCUGCUCCGGUGGCGAGAAAGUAUCGAGGAGUGAGACAAAGGCCGUGGGGAAAAUGGGCGGCGGAGAUUAGAGAUCCGAGUAGACGUGUACGGCUCUGGUUAGGGACUUUCAACACGGCGGAGGAAGCCGCCGUUGUUUACGAUAACGCCGCUAUUCAGCUCCGUGGCCCUAACGCUCUCACUAAUUUCUCUCCUCCUCCUCCUCCUACUCCGGCAACGGAGGAUGGUGAAGAAGACUCGACGGAGAUGGACGGAAUCUCGGAUUUUACCACAAGCGGCGGUGGAGAAUGCCUCGAUUCGCCGGUUUCUGUUCUACAAUCUCCGUUCUCCGGCGAGUCUACGACGUUUAUUGCGGUUAAAGAGAAAUUUCCCGGCGUAUCGACGGCGACGACUGAGGUGAAAGAAGAGGAGACGUCGAUUACGGUCUCAGAUACGUUCACGGAUUUCUCGUCGCCGUUGUUCUCAGACGACGACGUUUUCGGUUUCCCAACGUCGAUGACUGAUUGUUUUGGCGACGAAAUAUUCGGGGAUAAUCUUUUGGCGGAUAUGAGUUUCGGGUUUGGGUUUGGGUCCGGGUCCGUAUUUUCCAGCUGGCACGUGGAGGACCAUUUUCAAGAUAUUGGGGAUCUAUUCGGGUCGGAUCCUCUCUUAGCUGUUUAA
Molecule: messenger RNA, 927 nt
Organism: Microthlaspi erraticum
Lineage: Eukaryota; Viridiplantae; Streptophyta; Magnoliopsida; Brassicales; Brassicaceae
Source: the annotation of a GenBank genome assembly